GGUACCGUCAUUUUGCUCGACAAUAGGAGAUUGGCGGCAACUAGCUUGUCGCUCUACUCUCCAGAGUUGUACAUCGCACAGAAUUGUGUGAAUGCAAAAAAUACAAUACAGUUAAUAAUUUUGAUGAGGUUUGUAGCAUUACAGUCAUGAAAUCACAAGGUCAUAUCAAGUAGGGUAAUAAGUCUCAAGUACUAGGUUGCAUGAAAUUGUGUUUAGUGAACCGUUUCGAUAGUUUGCCACUCUCUCUAGGUAUAUCUCUGUAUUCUCAGCUUGUAGGCACUACGAUAGAUCACUAGUUUUUACGUACAUAAUCUCAUUAGGCCGCAUUUUUGUAAAUUUCAGCCUUGUCUGUAACCAACUAAUGGCUACUAUCGAUUUCGAAGAGGGAGAAGUGGAAGACGUUAGCGGGUCAGAUCAUGAGGACUCUGACCAAGAAUAUGAGGAACGUACCCCACCAAAGUAUGACUUCAUAUUACUUAGUAUGUAUUUUCACAGAGUCGGUCUCCAUAAGCAUUCAAAACGGAGACGGCGUGGUGGAGGGAAGACUCGAAAUCCCCAUCGAGAUUCUUCUGUAUUAGCGGUUGACUACAAGGUCGAUGCGUCACACAUGGACUUGGGAAACGGUAGUCAUAAGCGUCCAAGGGAGAAACUGCAGAUACUUGAGUUUCUUUCUGAGAAUGAAGAUGAGACUGAUUCAGUCGAUCGCGAAAGAGUUGAUGACCGCAAACCCUCAAAAGUAAAUCGGAAGAAGAAGAAACGGAAGAGAGAUAGGCAACCUUCUCAGUCGAGAUGUAAAUAUUUUAUGGAUGGUCGAUGUAGCAAGGGAAGUUCUUGUCCAUUUCUUCACGACGUCACUCCAACGAAGAAACAUGAGUUGUGCAAGUUUUAUGCUGUUGGUGUGUGCUCAAAAGAAUCUUCGUGUUCCUAUCUGCAUGGUGAAUUCCCGUGCAAGUUUUUUCACUUGACAAAUGACUGUCAUCAUGGUGAAGAAUGCAAAUUCUCACACGCACCUCUCACAGAUUUCACACGAAGCUUGUUAGAGAAGUUAGCUUCUAAGCAUAACACUGAUCGCCCUUCAGUUAAAUCUGGUCAAGUAUGGCAAGCUGAGUUAUCACAAGCAUCUCUGAGUGGUCGGUCGUGGAACGAUAAUCAUGGUGAUAUUGACUACAGAUUCGAUCAAAAAUCCUUACAAAUAGGUACAUCCGACAAAGAACUUAUCAAUCCUGGAUUCAACCCCCAACGUAUGCCUUCCUUAGCUCCAAAUCUCUUUGCUCCUAUCUGCGCACCUGGUCCUCGCCCAUUUCGACCGGAACAUGACCUUGUACGCGUUCGAGGAAUGCGUCCAUUCAACAUGAUUCCCGGAGAGCAGAUGCCCCCAAUUGUUUAUCCGAAAGAUGAACGAUGUUUUCCGCCACCUAAUCCCUAUGGUCCUAUAACAUUUCCACCACAACAUACCAUGCCAACCGCGGCAUGUGCCCCUACAGUUAACGGAUUCAGGCCUCCAUCACUGCUUGAUACGCCGCCGAGAUGUCCUCAGCCGCGAACAAUGUUGCCACGAUCACGUAUGAUGGACCCAGGAAACGUCAGAUUUCCUCGAUUCCGACCUAGAGGUGAAACACUUUGCCCCCUUGGCAUCAGGCCACCCAUGAGACCUAUUUUCAAUUCAUUGCAGGAGGAAGAUAUUGUGAGUUCUGAAUUAGAUAAGAUGGCAGCUCUUCUCGCUUCAAGUAAACCUAUAAACGAUGAACGUAAAGAUGAUUCAGCUGUUCCGCCUACGUCACCUUUGGGUAUAAAUGAUCCCCAGCAACGUGAAAAUGUAAGUCCACAGCAGGUAAGUAUUGUAAGUGAUAGCUUGGAAAUAUCAGUUAGUAUUAAAUAGGAAUAGCAGAUAGUUAUAUGUUUAAUCCAUACAACCAUUGGUAGAAAUGAUGACAACAAGCAACUAACGCUUGUGGUCCCCAUAAAUCCAUUAUGUAUAAUAUGAAGCGCCUCAAAUUUAAGUUUCCCUGUACUGUACAUUCUUUUAAGCAAGUUGUUCGAUUAGCUCAAUGAGUGUACCAGCUAUGGUGCCUUAAGAGAUUCCAAAAAUUAAAGGAUUACUUUAUCGUAUAUUGUUGUCAUUAUUUCGUAAUAAAUUUUCUCUGUUCCUCGCCAUUUCAGUCCUCAUUUGAAAAUGAAACAGAUGCACUCGCUCCUGAUGACCCGGUUGACGAUACAGCCGUGCCGGAGCCUGCUGCGAGUGCGCAGCUUUCUAUGGCUUCACCUCAGGGUCCAAUACCUUGGCGACUCAUCCCCUUGGACAUGUCUGUUAAAAUCCCUUAUCCGUUAAUGCAACUACCCAUAAGUGAGCUGCCGUACCGUUUUGAAGACCCAAGACUACGCGGUCAGUUAGCCACGCUCCGGCCACAACCUCAGUCAAGGCUUUCUUCAAAUAGUGAUUCAGAAAAUCCAAAGCACAAUGAUCACUCGGAACCACACAUUCAAAAUGAAACUAACCCCAGUGGAAACACUGAUGAUAGCUCAAGUACUUCUACAAACAGACGACCUGUCAAGCUACAGCUGCACGAAAUGGCCAAUACUUUUGCAAACAGCUCAACAGAACAUUUAAAUCCUUCUGGUCGACAAGGUGAUCGUUCCUACCUCGAUGAUCCUCGGUUCCGCAGACGAAGAAUCAUGACAUCAUCAUCAACAACCCUACCAACUAACACUGUUAACCAAUGUAACUCAAACAAUGCAAUGCAAACCGCACAAGAAUGCUCAGAUUAAAAUCCAAAAUCUCACUCAAGCACUUUAUUGUGCAUGUAAAUGAUUCCUGGCUUUUAUUAAUUCAAAUACUUUAUUUAAAAAAAACAUCAGCGUGUACAUAAAUAAAACAAGGUUUGAACAGAUC
Messenger RNA from Trichobilharzia regenti, 2890 nucleotides. NCBI's taxonomy places the organism in Eukaryota, Metazoa, Platyhelminthes, Trematoda, Strigeidida, Schistosomatidae. The record is from the annotation of a GenBank genome assembly.